Messenger RNA from Hirsutella rhossiliensis, 2241 nucleotides. RefSeq names its product eukaryotic translation initiation factor eIF2A domain-containing protein. Gene Ontology annotation, molecular function: translation initiation factor binding; RNA binding; translation initiation factor activity. Bases 1 to 2241 code for a protein of 746 amino acids. The transcript has 3 exons. Gene Ontology annotation, cellular component: eukaryotic translation initiation factor 3 complex. Lineage: Eukaryota; Fungi; Ascomycota; Sordariomycetes; Hypocreales; Ophiocordycipitaceae. Gene Ontology annotation, biological process: translational initiation. The record is from RefSeq and is a predicted model, not a curated record.
AUGGCUCCCUCAUUCGAUCAUCUGCGCGAGGCAGACCUCGACGACGACGAGUUCAACGAAGAUGACAUUGACAUUUCCGACUUGCGCGAAAAGUUUGAGGUUCAGCUCGAGCAGGGCUACGACACGUUUGUCGUCGUCGACGGACUGCCCCAGGUAAACGAGGAACAGAAGCCAAAGUUGACAAAGUUCUUGCUCAAGAAGCUCAACUCGGUCGGAAAGACUCGAGAGGACUCAAUAUACAUGCCCAUGGGCGACGAUGGAAAGUCUCUUCAAUUUGCCUUUGUUGAAUACUCGCGCCCGUCGGAAGCCGCGGCAGCGGUCCGUCAGCUUGACAUGGUGCCCCUGGACAAGAAGCACACCCUGCGGAUCAACAAGAUGACCGACAUCGAGCGAUAUGGAGGAGAGGGCCGCAUCGACGACAAGUACCGCGCUCCCCACAUUGACGAGUUCACCGAAAAGGAGCACCUUCGAUGGUGGCUGAAGGACCCGUCGAGCCGCGGGCGCGAUCAGUUUGUCAUGUUCCGCGGAGAAACCGUCGGCGUGUACUGGAACAACGAGCGAGACCAGCCCGAGAAUAUCGUCGAUCGCCAGCACUGGACGGAAACCUUUCUUCAAUGGUCGCCGCUCGGCACAUACCUCACGUCGAUGCACGCCCAAGGCGUCCAGCUCUGGGGUGGUCAGUCGUGGUCGAGACAGGCUCGGUUUGCUCACCCAUACGUCGACCUCGUUGCCUUCUCACCGAGCGAAAAAUAUCUCGUCACCUGGUCGCGUCGGGAGAUUUCGAUCCCCGACAGUGGUCACCCUGCCUUGUCAAUCGACGAUGAGGGCAAAAACUACGUCAUCUGGGACAUCGCAACAGCCGCACCCCUCCGAUCGUUUGCCAAUCUGGAGCUGCCCAAGGUGGAAGAAGGCAAGCCGCCGGCCAAGAUGCAAUGGCCUGCCUUCAAGUGGUCCGCCGACGAAAAGUACGUGGCGCGGCUGACGCAAGGAUCCUCCAUCUCGGUCUAUGAACUCCCCAGAAUGAACCUUCUCGACAAGACCAGCAUCAAGAUUGAUGGCGUUGUGGACUUUGACUGGGCCCCGGCAACGCCCCAGCGGGACGGCGUCAAGAACUACGAGCAGCUGUUUUGCUUCUGGACGCCCGAGAUUGGGAGCAACCCCGCCAAGGUCGGCUUGAUGAGCGUCCCGUCAAAGCAGAUUGUGCGAUCCCUCAACCUCUUCAGCGUCAGCGACGCCAAGCUCCACUGGCAGUCCGAGGCCGCAUAUCUCUGCGUCAAGGUCGACCGACACUCCAAGUCAAAGAAGUCGCAGGCCACGACGCUCGAGAUUUUCCGCAUCAAAGAAAAGGGCGUCCCCGUCGAGGUGGUGGACACUAUUAAGGACACGGUCAUCAACUUUGCAUGGGAGCCGCGCGGUGACCGAUUCGCCAUCAUCACGACGACAGAGCCCGUCGGUGUCACGGCCGUGCCCCCAAAGACGGCCGUCUCCUUCUUCUGCCCGGAAAAGAGCAAGGGGCCGGUGGCGGGCAACUUCAAGCACCUCCGCACACUCGACAAGAAGAACAGCAAUGCUAUCUACUGGUCGCCCAGGGGCCGCUUCGUUGUCAUUGCCACGAUACACAACCAGCAAAGCUCGGACCUCGAUUUCUUUGAUCUUGAUUUUGAGGGAGAAAAGCUCGAGGCAGAGAAGGACCUCACUGCCAACCUUCAGCUGAUGAACACUGCCGAUCAUUACGGUGUGACUGAUCUGGAGUGGGACCCGUCGGGACGCUUCGUGGCGACGUGGGCAUCCUUCUGGAAGCAUACGAUGGAAAACGGGUACCACAUUUACGACUUCAAGGGCGAGCCCCUGCGAGAGGAGCCUGUGGAGAAAUUUAAGCAAUUCCAGUGGCGCCCUCGGCCACCGACUCUGCUGUCAAAGGAGGAGCAGAAGCAGGUCCGCAAGAACCUGCGCGAGUACAGCAGGGCGUUUGAGCAAGAGGAUGCCGAUCGUGGGGCUACUGCGGAUCUAGCGGUGGUCGAGGCCCGUCGCCAGAUGCUCGAUGAGUGGCAUAGCUGGAGAGCUGAUGUCGAGGGGGAGCUUGCGGAGGACCGGGCGAGCCUUGGCCUGCCGGCGGAUCCCCACACAGCACUUCUCGAGGCGAAGACCAGGACGAUGCAAGGCCCGGAUGGGGACCAGGAAUUGACCAUUGAGGAGAUUGUCGAGGAUGUACUGGAAGAAAGCGAGGAGAUUCUCGCAUAG